GGAGCUGCGUCACAUAGCGGGAGUUGCCAUCUUGUGAACCGAAAGAUGGGGCAGUGCGGGCUGAUCUCCUCCAAGACCGUGCUGGUCUUUCUAAACCUCAUUUUCUGGGCUGCGGCUGGCAUUCUAUGCUAUGUGGGAGCCUAUGUCUUCAUCACCUAUGAUGACUACGAUCACUUUUUUGAGGAUGUGUAUACCUUGAUUCCUGGUGUAAUAAUCAUUGCUGCAGGAACGCUUCUUUUCGUUAUCGGCCUGAUUGGUUGUUGUGCCACCAUCAGAGAAAGCCAUUGUGGAUUAGCAACGUUUGUUGUCAUCUUGCUCUUGGUGUUUGUGACUGAAGUUGUUGUGGUUGUUCUUGGAUACAUCUACAGAGCCAAGGUAGAAGAUGAGGUGGAUAAUACUAUUGCAAAUGUAUUCAAUCAAUACAAUGGGAUAUCCCCUGAUUCAGCGAGCCGGGCAAUUGAUUAUGUUCAACGGCAGCUUCACUGUUGUGGCAUUCACAACUACUCAGAUUGGGAAAACACUCCUUGGUUCUCUGAAGCAAAGAACAACAGUGUUCCCCUCAGCUGCUGCCGCAACUAUGUGUUCAACUGUACAGGAAGUAUGAACAAACCUGCAGAUCUCUACUCUGAGGGUUGCAAAGCUCUAGUUGUGGAGAAGCUCCAGGAAAUAAUGAUGUAUGUCAUCUGGGCUGCUCUGGCAUUUGCUGCUAUACAGCUCCUGGGAAUGCUGUGCGCCUUUAUUGUCCUGUGCAGGAGAACCCGUGACCCUGCCUAUGAACUUCUCAUCACAGGUGGAACUUACGCAUAAGAUCUACUAAAUUGCCCAGCUACUUGUGCUUCGUACCCUUCAACCUUUGUUCGAAAAGGGACAACUCAGCUGGACAAGUCUCCUCUUCCACUUAUUCGUCUCUCCCAGCUGAUUCUCAGCUGUGAACUGACUAUAUAGACAGAUAUGACAGUGGGUCAGCUCUCUCUCUGAAUUGUUACCUGUCUGUUACCUCUGUCCUCAGCCUGUCACUUCUGUAGUGUUUUUUGUUUGUCUGAUUUAGUUUGUGCUGAUUUUGUAGGUUUUAGCAAAAGUGACUUGAUGUUAGCUGUAGGACUGUUAGUGAGGGAAAGCAGAAUUGUGUUAGGUCAUUGGUCUGAACUCACUAAUGAUACAAAAAAAGAGUCAAUAUGUGCAGCUGUCACUAAAUGCACUUCUAACCUUAAAGGGGCUACCUUCAAUUUGAAAACGAUCAUCUGCAUCUGCAGCAGGCAACUGCAUUAUUUAUUAAACCACUCUUGAACUCAAUUAUACAUUUGUAAAAUAAGGAUUCACUUGUUUUCCUAUUUGAGAGGACUCUGUAGUAGGAAUAUUCUUUUGUUCUAACUUUUAUCAUCUUGGUCAUGGUCUGUAGAACCCCUUGGUGCAAAUUAUUUAUUUUCAGCUACACCAAAAUAUCUUUGUGCUGAUUCUUUUACUUGUUAGCAAGGUGAGGCCCAUCAUUCAUACUUCUACUUGAAAUGCUGCUUUUCUAUAGUCCUAACAAUGGUACGAAGCAUGUGUCCAACCAUCAAGCACAUCCAGCAUUAACAAAACUUCUCCUAAUGUUGUAUAUUUACAUAACCUCUCCAACAAAGGUGUAAAACUUAUACAGUGCAAGCCAUUUGUUGUUAAUUUAUAAACAAUUUAUUGGCCUUAACCUCCAGGAAUCUUUUUCUUUUUUUCUGCUGCAGAAAAAAACAAGUUCUUCAAACUACUGUUAAAAGUGCAAAGAGAUACAUGGUUUGGAUGGAGGGGAGCACUAUACUUGAAUGAACCUAACCUGGAAUAUUUAGAGCACUCCAUUCAACUCUCUGUACGCCACUCUACAGUAAAAUAUGUUUUCCCAACCCCUCUUGAAGCUAUUUAGUCAGGUUGAAUAGGGAAAUUUAGGAGCCUUUCUGAGGCAAAAUAUGCACUACAUUCUUUCAGUAGUUAAUUAUUUAGGUUGUUUUUCUAUUUGGAGCUGUUCUGUGUAUGGAGUGAAGAAUCUACUGUUAAUAAUUUCACCAUAUGGAACAGCAAAUAAUUCUGUGACUGGAACUGACUUGUAAAUAGUGACUGAUUCAAUAAAAAAUUACACCCUU
Messenger RNA from Xenopus laevis (African clawed frog), 2111 nucleotides. RefSeq names its product tetraspanin 3 S homeolog (gene tspan3.S). The record is from RefSeq and is marked provisional. The transcript has 7 exons. Gene Ontology annotation, cellular component: membrane; plasma membrane. Lineage: Eukaryota; Metazoa; Chordata; Amphibia; Anura; Pipidae. The coding region runs from base 46 to 807 and encodes 253 amino acids.